CACCUAGACAUCUGGCUCCUGUCCUCUCAUUUAGUUCAGCGGUGAGAUAGAGGCAGGAGAGUUGUGACACGCCAGUCCUCGGUAGCUUCUCUAACCGACAGGCAGCCAACAUGGACCGGUCCUACAUGGGCAGUGCCACCGCUUACAGUGUCUACGGGAAGCCGCCUCAGUCCUACUUUGACCCGGCCUACGAUGAGAAAGCAGCCAAGUCGUACAUGGACUCAGUGUACGAGGAGAAGAAGAAAGUAGAGAAGCAGGCCCGCUCCGAGGCCGUCUGCUGCGAGGUCGUGGCGCUGGUCUUCGGAUUCGUCGGCCUGAUCGGUGUCUCCGCGGUGACCGGCUUGCCCAUGUGGAAGGUGACAGCAUUUAUCCAGGAGAACAUCAUCGUCAUGGAGACGCGCUGGGAGGGCCUGUGGAUGAACUGCUAUAGACAAGCCAACAUCAGGAUGCAGUGYAAGGUGUACGACUCUCUGCUGUUCCUCCCUGCGGACCUGCAGGCGGCCAGAGGCCUCAUGUGCUCCUCCGUAGCUGUGUCUGCCAUCGCUCUGAUCCUCUCUGCCGUGGGGAUGAAGUGUACCAAGGUGGUGGACCACCGGCCUCGUACCAAACACAUCAUCCUGGUGACCGGGGGAUGCCUGUUCCUCGUGGGUUGUGUCACCACCAUCAUCCCAGUCUCUUGGACGGCCAACGUGAUCAUCCGUGACUUCUACAACCCCCUGCUGAUCGACGCCCAGCGCAGGGAGCUGGGAGAGGCGCUCUACAUCGGAUGGGUGACUUCUGCUCUGCUGUUUGUGGCUGGGGUCAUACUGCUGUGUCGCCACGCACCCCGGGUAGGAGACGAUGAGAUGGAGAGGAUGGUCAACGGGCCUGGGUACAUCUACCAGCCUGGAGUGAACUACCAGCCUGGAGUAAACUACCAGCAGGGUUCAGCAUACGCAUACCAGCCAUAUUCCUACCAACCCAACUACUCAGCUCCACCCGGAUCUGUGGUCUACGCUCCUAACCAGUACAUGUGAGAGAAACCCAUCCCAGAACAACAUGGACUUGAGACUUACCUUGCCUGCUUGGAACCAAGCAUUAAAAGUGCAAAUAAAUAUAACUGAACUCAUAUUGUUUAAAUAGAAUAUAAUUCAUUUUAGUMGAAUUUAUAAAACAGAACUCAUAUUGUUACAUAGAAUAUAAUUAAUUUGAGUUCUUUGGAUCCAAGCGUUGUUGAAAUGUCAGAGUGGGGAGGAAGAGACAUAGACACUGAUCUGGCUAGAAGUGUCUUGCUGGAAAUGGCCCAAUCGUUGAUUAUUUAGUUCARAGAGAGAGAGAACAUCAUUAAGCAGACCUAUAUUCCCUGUAUGUGUUGUGUGUCUAUGUGUUCAACUGUAGGUGGGAGUUAUGUGUUUAAUUGUGUAAAUAUACUUGUCAGUUAUGUGUAUUGUGCAAAUAUUGAGCAAAUAUUGUCCGACCAAUAGCUGUGGAAUAAUGUGGUUAAGCAAAAAGGACUUCACAAGUUUCCACUAAUAUUGACCAAACAACUUACCAAACCCCUGUUUUUGUUUACCUGCUAUUUUCAUAAUAAAAGGUUUGUUUAAA
This is a messenger RNA of Salvelinus sp. IW2-2015, 1584 nucleotides long. It is a transcript of the gene cldn8.2, whose product is annotated as claudin 8.2. Gene Ontology annotation, biological process: cell adhesion; bicellular tight junction assembly. NCBI's taxonomy places the organism in Eukaryota, Metazoa, Chordata, Actinopteri, Salmoniformes, Salmonidae. Gene Ontology annotation, molecular function: structural molecule activity. The record is from RefSeq and is a predicted model, not a curated record. Gene Ontology annotation, cellular component: bicellular tight junction; plasma membrane.